UCAAUCGCUACGGAGAUUCUAUGGGUUCACUAGCACAUCGAGCGCUCCUACAAUAUGUGGAUACUAAUGACCUAUCUGGUUUGCGCGCUAUCUUAGAUAGUCGGCAUUUAUCCGUCGAUGAUCGUGAUGAGAAUGGCACCACUGGACUUAUGGUUGUUGCUGGACGUGGCUUAACUGUUUUUGUGCGCGAAUUCUUGGCUCGCGGCGCAGAUGUCCAAGCUGAGGACAAUGACAACUGGACCGCACUGCUGUGCGCGGCCAAGAAUGGUCACUUCGAUAUCGUACAGCUGCUUAUCGAUCAUGGUGCUGACAUUGAGCAUCGUGAUAUGGGCGGUUGGACGGCACUAAUGUGGGCUGCAUAUCGUGGUCAUACCGAUCUGGUGCGCUUUCUGCUAGAGAAAGGCGCAGAUGUGAAUGUACAUGGCAAUUACCAUCUGGGUCCCCUUCUGUGGGCAGCUGGUCGUGGGUUUAAGGAGAUCGUUGAGCUCUUGGUGCAGCGCGGUGCUAAAGUGAAUGUGGGCGACAAGUAUGGCACGACUGCGCUUGUGUGGGCGUGCCGCAAAGGUAAUGCUGAGAUUGUCGAUACGCUGCUGAAAGCCGGGGCUAAUGUCGACACGGCGGGCAUGUAUUCGUGGACGCCGCUGCUGGUGGCCACUUCAGGCGGACAUACUGACUGCGUGACGUCGCUGCUGGAGAAGCGACCAAAUGUGAAUGCAUUGGACAAAGAUGGCAUGACGGCGUUGGCAAUUGCGAGUCGCGAGGGCUUCCAGGAAAUAUGCGCUUCUCUAAUCGCUGCUGGCGCCUAUAUCAACAUUCAAGAUCGCGCUGGCGACACGCCCCUCAUACACGCCGUGAAGGGUGGCCAUCGAGGUGUUGUUGAGGCAUUACUAAAAAAGCACGCUGACGUCGAUAUUCAAGGCAAAGACCGCAAAACGGCUAUCUACACGGCGGUGGAGAAGGGCCAUGUGCACAUCGUCAAAAUACUCCUCUCCACCAAUCCCGAUCUCGAGGCGGCGACCAAAGACGGCGACACUGCUUUGCUGCGCGCAGUACGCAACCGCAAUUUGGAAAUCGUACAAAUGCUGCUCGAUCGCAAAGCGAAGGUGACGGCGAGCGACAAACGCGGCGACACCUGCCUACACAUUGCCAUGCGCGCUCGGUCCAAGGCGAUCGUUGAGGCAUUGCUGCGCAACCCGAAGAACAGUCAGCUGUUGUAUAGAGCAAAUAAGGCCGGCGAGACACCAUACAACAUCGAUACCAUACACCAGAAGACCAUACUCGGACAGGUGUUUGGGGCGCGGCGCUUGAACACAAAUGAAGACUCUGAGGGCAUGCUCGGCUACGAGCUGUACUCAUCUGCUUUGGCCGAUGUACUGAGCGAACCAACACUGACCACGCCCAUCACAGUGGGUCUGUACGCCAAGUGGGGCAGCGGUAAGAGUUUCCUGCUAAAUAAGCUGCGCGAUGAGAUGAACAACUUCGCACGCCAGUGGGCGGAGCCGCCCUUCAAGACUAGCGGUCUAAUGUUUCUUGUAAACCUGCACAUAGCUCUGGUGCUUGCCACCAUUGUCGGCUUGUCGUCCUGGUCUGCCAUGUGGGGCACAAUAGCAGCGGUGCUAUACCUAGUUUUAACCUACCUCCUGCUCGCCAGUAUUAAGUACGCUAACAACCACAUGGACGUCUAUUGGGCCUAUUCGGUGCAACAUGGUAUUAAGAAGCGCAUAGGACGCCUGCGUCUCAUCCUACAGGUGGCGUUUUGUCACCCACCCGGCGCGCAAGCAGACGCCCAAGCGAAGCCGGUACGUUUUCACUUUGCGGAGGCGAGCAGCGCAUCGCCGACAGGAGAGGGCGCCGUUACGCAUAUGUUGGCCGCACUUUUCGAGGCCAUCGAGUCGCACUAUGGCUGGCUAUCGACACGCUUGUAUCGGGCCUUUCGGCCCAAAGCGGUGAAGGCGACAUCUGGUUGGCGCUGGCGGCGCAUGUGCUGUAUGCCAAUUGUGAUUAUCUUCGAACUGGGUUUGUUAACGCUUAUAACGGGCAUAGCGCUGGUAGUGGCAUACUUUACGUACGCCACAGAUAAGGAACAAGAACGGAUGCUCGUCUCGAUUUACGUCAUUUGCGCGGUGUUGGUGUCCAUUGUCUGCACGAACUUGCACAUACUGGCCAAGGCGUUUGGGUCGCUGUUCAUUUCGCAGGGUCGGCAUUUGAGGAAGUCGGUGCGGCAUAAUGAGGGUGCGCCACUGACAGCACUGGGAACGGAAGUGGCUCUGAUGACCGACAUGGUUAAGUGCCUCGACGCGUUCACGAACCAACAAAGCCGGCUUGUAGGCGUGGUGGACGCCUUGGACUCCUGCGAUACAGAGCGCAUUCUCUCGGUGCUUAAUGCCAUUCAAACUCUGCUCUCCUCCCCAAAUCGCCCCUUUGUUGUACUCAUCGCCGUCGACCCGCAUGUGAUCGCUAAAGCAGCCGAGGCUAACAGUAGACGUCUCUUCACCGAAGGCGGCAUCGGCGGACACGAUUUUCUGCGUAACCUCAUUCACUUGCCAGUGUAUUUACAAAACUCGGGCUUAAGGAAAGUGCAACGCGCCCAAAUGACCGCAAUGCUCUUCAAGCGUAACUACAGCGAAUUUCCCAACGAAGAUGGCCCGACACUGGGACAUUCAGUGUCGGCUCGUCGCUUGUCGAACGCAUCAGAAAUUAUGUCCAGCCAAGAAAAAUUACGUACGUCCCAUAAUCCGGGGGGGCGCAGUGGUGGAAAGAAAUUACGUUUGUCCGAAUCGGUGGCCAGCUCGAUCGGCUCGAACCUGCAUCGGCUGGGACAGAACCCGCAGGGGGUGCUUGAUCUGUCGCGCAUGAUGCUAACCGACGACUACUUCAGUGACGUGAACCCACGCAGCAUGCGGCGACUCAUGAAUGUCAUUUACAUAACAGUGCGCCUGCUGAAAGCAUUCCAGAUAGACUUUAGUUGGUAUCGCUUAAGUUCGUGGAUAAACUUGACAGAACAGUGGCCGCUGCGUGCCAGCAUGAUUGUGUUGCAGCACGACAACUUCAUGGACUCAUAUGACGACAAUUUGCCACUGCAAGCUGUCUAUGAAAAAGUGCGCCCAAAGAUUGCUUGUCUACGCGAAGCUGCACCGCUGCUCGAACUCGAUCGGGACGAGCGCAAGCUGGACGCCUUUUUGCAGUUGCAUAAAUCGGAUUUGCUCGUGGCGGAUUUGAGAAUAUUCCUGCCAUUUACAAUUAAUCUAGACCCAUACUUGAGAAAAGUAUUAAAAGAGGAUCAGCAAUCGAUCGAGGACGAAGGCACACUUGUGCUACAAAACAAGCCGAGCGUUAACCCUGCCGUACGCAUACCUCCACCAACGCCUACGUAUGUGCCUUCACCAGCUGCUUAUCCACCGUAUCAGUUGUUCCACAACGAUUACGAGUUGAGACAGCGAAACGCCAGCACGAUCUCCGAAGCGGCUUUGACACCGUUGAUCGGUUCUCCGAGUGAAUCUUUUGCAGAUGACGUUCUACAAACAAAACUUUCCGACCUAACUGUCGAAGGCGUCAUAAGUUUAAUAGAACGAGUCGACGAUCUGCGUCCCGCUUUACCCAAACUAUCGCCGAUCCUCAAAGAGAACGCAAUCAGUGGGCGAGUACUGAAAUACUGCGAUAUAAGCGACCUAAAAGCAGUUUUAGGACUCAAUUUCGGUCACUGGGAAUUGUUCCGACUGCUUAUAAAUACGCUGCGCGACUGUGAGAAAAUGCAACGCAAAUUCAAGCCAACACCUGCGAUAGCCGAUGUGCCAGCUGCUAACACGGCGGCGCCUAAAGACAACACAGAUUCACAUACGUUGGCACCUAAUCAACCGCAUUCGCGUAAAAAUUCCACCACCAGCCAUAUGGAAAAGCAGCCAAAAGUACACGAUUAUGAGUAUCUGCAGGUAAAAAUCACUAAAAUUGAAUUUCAUUCAUAA
Messenger RNA from Rhagoletis pomonella (apple maggot), 3962 nucleotides. Its product is annotated as kinase D-interacting substrate of 220 kDa-like. The transcript has 11 exons. Bases 21 to 3962 code for a protein of 1313 amino acids. The record is from RefSeq and is a predicted model, not a curated record. Lineage: Eukaryota; Metazoa; Arthropoda; Insecta; Diptera; Tephritidae. Gene Ontology annotation, molecular function: protein binding.